This is a messenger RNA of Cimex lectularius (bed bug), 3740 nucleotides long. RefSeq names its product probable chitinase 10 (gene Cht7). The coding region runs from base 98 to 3046 and encodes 982 amino acids. NCBI's taxonomy places the organism in Eukaryota, Metazoa, Arthropoda, Insecta, Hemiptera, Cimicidae. The transcript has 18 exons. Gene Ontology annotation, molecular function: chitin binding; hydrolase activity, hydrolyzing O-glycosyl compounds. Gene Ontology annotation, cellular component: extracellular region. The record is from RefSeq and is a predicted model, not a curated record. Gene Ontology annotation, biological process: carbohydrate metabolic process; chitin catabolic process.
UUCGUGGUGGGAGACCCUCCUGCUCUUUUUCAGCUCCUGUCUCAGUAUUGUCUUGCUAGUGUCCGUAUUAGCUCAUUUUGACUACACCGCCGCAGCCAUGAAAAGGAGUAUAUCUAUAAGUAGAGUAUUCUGCUUGCUCCUGCUGUGUGCUCUUAUCUCGCAAACAUACACAGAAUCAUCGACACCGACGCGCAGACGGUUACGACGGCCGAGCGGAUCCAGCCGUGUUCGGGACCAGGAGACCAGCGCGAGCGUCAACAGGUUUAAAGUAAGGAACAGGAUCUCUGACAAAUCGACAGCCGUACUAACGAGGAAGUCCGGUACAGACACCGCCUCCACAUCAUCGUCAUCAUCAAAAAAUGACGACGGAUACAAGGUCGUUUGUUAUUACACUAACUGGUCUCAAUACAGACCCAAAAUCGGCAAGUUCCUCCCGGAGGACAUCGACCCCAAUCUCUGCACACACAUCAUCUUCGCUUUCGGAUGGCUGAAGAAGGGCAAGCUAUCGUCUUUCGAGUCGAACGACGAAACCAAAGACGGCAAAGUGGGUCUUUACGAAAGGAUAAGGAAUUUGAAGAAAGCCAACCCCAAGCUUAAAACCCUCUUGGCCAUAGGCGGUUGGUCUUUCGGAACCCAGAAAUUCAAGGACAUGUCCUCGUCAAGGUACGCCAGACAGACCUUCAUCUACAGUGCCGUUCCGUUCCUGAGGACCAGACACUUUGACGGUCUCGAUAUGGAUUGGGAGUACCCGAAAGGAGGAGAAGACAAAAAGAAUUUUGUACUCCUUCUAAAAGAAUUGAGAGAAGCUUUUGAAGCGGAAGCCCAGGAAGUUAAGAAACCCCGAUUACUGCUUUCCGCUGCUGUGCCCGUCGGCCCGGACAAUGUCCGCGGUGGUUACGACGUCCCCGCCGUCGCCGGGUAUCUAGAUUUCAUCAACUUGAUGGCUUACGAUUUCCACGGAAAAUGGGAACGCGAAACCGGUCACAACGCUCCGCUCUACGCGCCUUCGUCUGACUCCGAAUGGAGGAAACAGCUUUCCGUCUCGGCAGCUGCCGACAUGUGGACCAGGCUUGGAGCCCCGAAGGAGAAGCUGAUCAUCGGGAUGCCGACCUACGGAAGGACCUUCACCCUCUCGUCCAUGCAGAGGACGUCCGUCAACUCCCCCGCCUCCGGAGGUGGCAAAGCAGGAGAAUACACUAAAGAAGCCGGAUACUUAGCUUACUACGAAGUCUGUGAGCUGCUCAGGAACGGCGCGUCGUACAUCUGGGACGAAGAAAUGAAAGUGCCUUACGCCAUUCAGGGUGACCAAUGGAUCGGGUUCGACGACGAGAAGUCCAUUAGGCAUAAGAGUAACUGGAUCAAGGAAAACGGAUACGGAGGUGCCAUGGUGUGGACCGUCGACAUGGACGACUUCACAGGCACUGUCUGUGGAAACGGUGUUAAAUAUCCACUCAUCGGGGCCAUAAGGGAAGAAUUGAGAGGAGUCAAGAGAGGUCCUAACGCAGUUGACGUCGACUGGACUAAAGUUGCCAAAGCCCCACCACCCACUGCAGUUAAGCCUGCUGCCAUCAAGAUCCCAGCUUCAGAUGCCAUUUCAAAACUCACUAGAGCCAAGCCGACAGUAUCAAACAACAUUAUCCCAACUCAAGACGCUAACGUGAGAGAAGCACAAGUGUUCUGCUACUUGACUUCGUGGUCUGCGAAAAGGCCCGGUGCAGGCAGAUUUCAACCGAAUGACCUCCAGCCCAAUCUUUGUACGCACAUUAUCUAUGCCUUUGCUACACUUACUGACCACAAACUGGCUGCUGCCAGCGGAACAGAAGAGCAGUAUCAUAAAAUAAUCGCUUUAAGGGAACAAAAUCCAAAUUUAAAGAUUUUACUCGCAAUCGGAGGAUGGGCUUUUGGUUCAACCCCAUUUAAAGAACUCACAAACAACGUCUAUAGAAUGAACCAGUUUGUCUACGAAGCUAUCGAGUUCUUAAGGGAGUUCAAGUUCAACGGUCUCGAUGUCGACUGGGAAUACCCAAGAGGUGUGGAUGACAGAGCUUCAUACGUAAACCUUUUGCGCGAACUGAGGAUGGCGUUCGAAGGUGAGGCCAAAUCUAGCGGCCAGCCAAGGCUACUUCUCACUGCUGCCGUGCCUGCAAGUUUUGAGGCAAUUGCUGCUGGUUACGAUGUACCUGAAAUCGCCAAGUAUCUCGACUUCAUUAACGUCAUGACGUAUGAUUUCCACGGACAAUGGGAAAGACAAGUAGGACACAACUCACCGCUCUAUCCGCUUGAAAGUGCUACUAGCUACCAGAAAAAGCUCACAGUUGAUUACAGCGCGAGGGAAUGGGUAAAGCAAGGAGCUCCUAAAGAGAAGCUCAUGAUCGGAAUGCCGACUUAUGGAAGAAGUUUUACACUCGUAGACGAGGACAAGUUUGACAUCGGUGCACCCGCUUCUGGAGGCGGCAAGCCAGGCAACUACACAGCUGAGAGCGGUUUCAUGGCUUACUAUGAAGUUUGCGACUUCCUUCAUGAAGAUAACACAACUUUGGUAUGGGAUAACGAGCAACAAGUUCCAUUUGCAUACCGAGGCAACCAAUGGGUCGGAUUCGACGAUGAGAGAAGUUUAAAAACCAAGAUGACAUGGCUCAAAGAAGAAGGAUUCGGUGGAAUAAUGAUCUGGUCCAUUGACAUGGAUGACUUCAGAGGUAUAUGCAACAAUGGAAAAUUCCCGUUGGUGAAUGCCAUGAAACAAGAACUCGAAGACUAUUCAGUCAAAUUAGAAUAUCAGGGUCCGUACGAAGGAACAGGUUCGAGCGGCGCCUAUACGACAAAAGAUCCGAAUGCGGUAACUUGCGAAGAGGAAGAUGGACACAUCUCGUACCACCCGGACAAAGCGGACUGCACGAUGUACUACAUGUGUGAGGGUGAGAGGAAACACCACAUGCCUUGUCCUUCGAACCUCGUCUUCAAUCCAAAUGAAAAUGUCUGCGACUGGCCGGAAAAUGUCGAGAGCUGCUCACAGCACACACAGGCCCCACCGGCUGCUCGGCGCUGAUCUUACACGACAGUAAUUCCACCAUCCGAAUCCUCAUACAAAUCCCACAAUCCGCUUGCUCAAAACUUCAGGUUUGGAACAGUUUCAAGACCCCAAUUUUCCAGUCUCUCUUGUUGCAAUUUUGUUAGCCGAAGUAUUGCCUAAAGACGAUUGUGAUAAAAUUUCAAUUUUUCUAUAUUCUCUUGUUGAAAGUGUUUGUUUUUUCAAAUAUUGUUAAUGGUGUAUACUGUUUUUACAAGUUUUUUUCUCACAAUAUAUUCUGUAAUUAUUAUUUUGUAAAUACAUAUAUAUAAAAAUUGUCUGGAAAAUAGGUUUGUGAGGUGGAGUAUUAUAUUUUUGGAUAUAUAAAAAACCAAACUGCCAUGUAUGUAUUCUGUAAUUAGAAUUUUUCAUUGAUAAAAUCCUUUUGAAUUUAUUUUGUAAUAUUUAUUGUAUUUAAUGUAAGAUAGAAUUUAAGAUUUUUAUUAUUACUUCAUAUUUUCACACCCAGUUCUAAAAUAAAGAAAUUGCUUCAAAAAUUUUUCUCAGAUUGGAUUCUAUCGGUCAAAGUUAAACAGUCGGAUUCUUUGGACUUGUACGGAAGUCGCCUGAGAUAUACAAAGUAUACAAGAAUAUUAAAUUUUCAUUUGAUACAUUGACUGUGUAUGUAAAUAUUAUAUAAUACAAUUUUAUUAAACCUGUUUUAUAAAAACUA